Lolium perenne is the source of this 1269-nucleotide messenger RNA. RefSeq names its product F-box/LRR-repeat protein At3g26922-like. Gene Ontology annotation, molecular function: protein binding. The record is from RefSeq and is a predicted model, not a curated record. Lineage: Eukaryota; Viridiplantae; Streptophyta; Magnoliopsida; Poales; Poaceae.
AUGAGGACAAAUCAUGGUGGACGUGGACCUGUUUCCUUCCCCGCAGGCUGCCGUGCUGCCAUGGACACGGAGGCGGGCGGGCCUGGUUUCGGCUCGAAGAAGAGGAAACGGCAUGCCAUGAGGACGAAGCAGGGUGGACGUGGACCUGGCUCUGUGUCGAAGGAAAGGAAGCCGGCGCCAGUGGCGACCCCGGCGGCAGAAGUUAGAGCCGCCAGCGACCAAGGUCCGCCGCCCGGAUCGGGUGAAUACGCCGCCGGUCGCAUCAGUUUGAUACCCGACGCCAUCCUCGGCGAGAUCGUCUCCUUGCUCCCCACCAAGGAGGGCGCGCGCACCCAGCUCCUCGCAUCACGCUGGCGCCACAUCUGGAGCUCCGCGCCUCUGAACCUUGACAGCGGCAGCCUCGCAGCGCCUAUCGAAGUAGAUUGCGGCGGUGAAGCAACCAGAAAGUCUGACCUCGAUGGUGUCGUGUCCCGCAUCCUCACCUCUCACCAGGGCCCUAUUCGCCGCCUCUGUAUCCCAACCGGACCAACCGCGGAGGCCUACUGGCUCCAGUCCCCAACCCUUGACAACCUCGAGCAGCUCGAGUUCUCCUACCUCCAGGACUGUGGGCCCAAAAGAUCCAGCUGGGACGACCGCAUAUUGCCGGUGCCACCACCGUGCACCUUCCGUUUUGCCGCCACCCUUCGCCUUGCCAAUAUCGGAAAAUGCCACCUCCCCGAUAGCAUCGUCCAUGGGCUUCACUUCCCCCAGCUUAAGCACCUUCGGCUUCACUGGGUCUGCAUUUCGGAGUGGUCGAUUCACCACAUGAUUGCUGGGUGCCCCGCCCUUGAGUGCUUGAUGAUCUACUUUGUCUUUGGAGUCAAUCGCCUCAAGAUCAAUGCUCUUAGACUAAGAAUCAUAGGCAUGCGCACAUAUUCUCAUGACUAUUGGUCCACAGCUGAGCCACGGUUGGAGAAUUUCAUCAUCGAGAAUGCCCCUUGUCUUACAAGAUUGAUUCGUGCUGAUCAAUUCGAUGCCACACGGGUAUCGGUAAUCUCCGCGCCUAAGCUGGAAACCUUUGGAUACGUUAAUAAUGAUCAUCCCUCCUCUUUCUCCAGGAAUAUUGAGCGGCUGCGUGAUGAUAGCAUAACCAUGACGGCGCGACUUGUCAAGACUUUAUACGUCCGUAUGUCUGUUUUAGAUCUGGAUAAGGUUAUUGACUUGAUGAGAUGCUUUCCCUGCUUGGAGAAUUUGUACAUUCAGAAUGAGGUGACAAUUCCUGUUCGCUGA